Messenger RNA from Tremella mesenterica DSM 1558, 930 nucleotides. RefSeq lists its product as uncharacterized. Gene Ontology annotation, molecular function: structural molecule activity; protein binding. Gene Ontology annotation, cellular component: COPI vesicle coat. The transcript is spliced from 5 exons. NCBI's taxonomy places the organism in Eukaryota, Fungi, Basidiomycota, Tremellomycetes, Tremellales, Tremellaceae. Bases 1 to 930 code for a protein of 309 amino acids. The record is from RefSeq and is a predicted model, not a curated record. Gene Ontology annotation, biological process: retrograde vesicle-mediated transport, Golgi to endoplasmic reticulum; endoplasmic reticulum to Golgi vesicle-mediated transport; intra-Golgi vesicle-mediated transport.
AUGGAGGCUGACCCGCUCUUUCUCGUAAAGCAACUUUUUUACCAAGGUACAUUUUCAUAUACUAACGCCUCAGCAUGUAUAACCGAAUCUAUCUCACCUAUCUCACCUCCUGAUCCCUCAUCCCCCGAACAUCUCAACCGUACACUUUACGCAGCUCGUGCUCAUCUCGCCCUUCACCCAUCGAACCCCUCCGCCGCACUUGAACUGCUCACUCAACUCCCCGACCCGUCUGUACCUUCCGCCAGAGCCGUCACCGCUCUCGCCAAAUACGUAUCAGGAGAAGAAAAAGCUUCAAAAGUGGAAGAACUCAGGGAUUUAGUAUUGGAACUUGAAGGUGAUGAAGGGGAUAAAACGGAAGAAGGUGUAGUGAGAGUCAUAGCUGCUACAGUGUUCAUUUUGGAGAAUGAAAAAGAAGAAGCUGUUGCUACUUUGACAGAAGGUUGUGCUAAGGAGGAUUUAGAGUGCAUUGCACUUCUCGUUCAACUUUUACUCAGUAUGGACCGUCGUGAUUUAGCUCAAAGCGCCUACGCUUCCGCGAAGAAAAUAGGAAAUGAUUCUGCUCUCGUCCAAGCUAUAGAAGCGUGGAUUGGGCUGAAAACUGGAGCUAGACCCCUUCAUCAGUCUUAUUACUACUACGAAGAACUGUAUCAACUUCCUUCCGGUCGAACCCCUCCUGUACUCGCUUCUCAUGCUGCUGCUCACUUGCUUCUGGGUCAUGUAGAGGAAGCCAAAGCCGAUGUUGUUGAAGCCUCUCAGAGACAAGGAGGAGAUACUCACCCGGACAUACUGGCCAUUGGGACUUCUCUCCGCAUGGAAGGUUACUCCGAGAAACUAGCUUCUCUUGCUGUUCAACAUCCUUUCGCCGUUGAUUUGAAGAACAAAAAUUUGGAGUUCGAUGAAGCCGCCGCCAAAUUUGCCAUCACUUCUUAG